ACUAUUUUUAUGAUAAAAAAAUAGGGGUGGGAUGGUAUAAUCGUUAAUGAGAUAGGUAAUCAAUUAAGAGUAUAAAUAAUGUGUGCCCCUCAAUGCAAAAGAUGCAGAGAAGAAGGGAAACAAGCAAUUGUUAUUGGAAAACAUUGAUUAUGCAAUUGCUAUGUUCCUAAUUUAUGUGCUACCAAGGUGAGUCAGCUAAGUGUUAAUACAGCCAGAAAACUUCGGGUGUCUAGACAUUAAAAUUUUCUGUGUUUACUUUUUGUAGGGUCCAGAACAAAAUGCCCUGGGAAACAUAUUGGUGUUUUUUUAUAAGUGUUUAUGAGUAAAUUGAUCAUAACAAGGUCUCUAAUGCAUAUUUUUCCUUGUUCCUGUUUAGUAUUAUUAAAAACUCUUGAUUAUUUUUUACUUUUGCAGAAAGAGACAAAUUAAUAGACCCAAGCCAUUAUUUGUUGAAGAUGUGAAUGCAAUCUUCAGACAAGCAAAAGAAGAACAAGAAAAGACUUAUUCCACUGGGUAAAAUCAUUCAUGUCUUCACCAAACAGCUCACACAUUUGUCUUGGUUUAAUUUAGAGGCCCCAUGCAGCACUUUGCUGUCAUAUAAAUUCCACAAGUUCGAUGCUGCUAUUGCAAGCACCAACCAUACAACAUGGGUCAUCAAGGAGAGUACAACAAGGCAGAUAUCCUAGAUUUAUCAGCAAAGAAUUGCCAAGAUUUUGAGUUUGACAGCAGUACUUGGCUUAGUUCAACACUGAACUCACAAAAGGAAAAAACUGAUAAUCCCAAAAGGGAGUGCCGUGAGAAGUGUAACAUGGUUCCUAUUUCGGAAGAGGAGUUGAAGAUACGAAGUGAGCUUGGAAUGGAGAUUGAAAAUGAGUUGGAGAAAGAGAUAAAGGAGGGUAUAUACCACCUUGCUCUUGGGUUGCACCGGAUUUACCAGGAGAGGAAGGAAAGAAGUGCAAAAGAAACGUUUGAACUUGACAAUAAGCGAGCUAGAGCACUUACUGAACUGAACAUAAGCAUAAGAAUGGAAGGGAGAACUAAAGUUGAAAUCAGAGAGGUGAACAAUGUAAAAAAGGGUGGUUCUUAUCAACGGAAUUCUUGGCCAAAAAAUGUGAAGGAAGUGAAGAAGAUUGAUUGGGUAAAGACCCUGAGAGGAGGUUCAAGCCCUGUUUGUGGCAGCAGAUUAUCAAAUGUCAGCUCAAAGCCGAAGGGGAAAAAGCUAAGCACUGACCCUAAUGGUUUAUCCAAUUGGAAAAUUCACAGUGGGAGGGGAAAGAAAGCUGGUUCCUUUGGGCAAGUAAAACAGAAUGCAAGUGUGAACAAAAAGAUACUUCAAUUGGGGUGGAAGGUUUGAAGGGCUUGUUUUGAUUUCUGAAUUUUAUUUUUGUUUUGUUUGCAAGGUUUGGAAUGAUUUUUCCUCGUAACAAGGAUGAAAUAAUGAUUAAAUUGAUGAGAAGUUUAUUUAAUGAUAUUU
Messenger RNA from Vigna angularis (adzuki bean), 1474 nucleotides. RefSeq lists its product as uncharacterized. The transcript is spliced from 4 exons. NCBI's taxonomy places the organism in Eukaryota, Viridiplantae, Streptophyta, Magnoliopsida, Fabales, Fabaceae. The record is from RefSeq and is a predicted model, not a curated record. The coding region runs from base 647 to 1354 and encodes 235 amino acids.